Brassica napus (rape) is the source of this 399-nucleotide messenger RNA. RefSeq names its product secreted RxLR effector protein 161-like. The transcript has a single exon. The record is from RefSeq and is a predicted model, not a curated record. NCBI's taxonomy places the organism in Eukaryota, Viridiplantae, Streptophyta, Magnoliopsida, Brassicales, Brassicaceae. Bases 1 to 399 code for a protein of 132 amino acids.
AUGGAUGUCAAUGUGAAGCUCUCAAAAGCAACACACGAAAGAGGCAUCAACGAGCGUGAUUAUAGAAGAAGUAUAGGUUGUCUUCGAUACUUGUUGCACACUCGUCCGGACCUUUCAUAUAGUGUGGGUAUUCUCAGCAGAUACAUGCAGGAACCGAAGGAAUCUCAUGGAGCCGCCUUAAAGCAAGUACUUAGGUACUUACAAGGCACGACGUCCCUCGGCCUUCUGUAUUUACGUUCAAGCAAGCGUGAGAUAACGGGCUAUAGCGACAGCUCGCAUAAUGCUGACAAAGAUGAUGGUAGAAGCACACAUGGUCAAGUGUUCUAUCUCGACGACAGCCCCAUAACCUGGUGUUCAAGUAAGCAGGAGAUCGUCGCGCUCUUGUCGUGCGAAGCGUAA